AAUCUGCGCGCGGGGCUCCGUGAGGGGAGCGGGGCCGGCCCGGGAGCGCCGCGGGACCGGCGGGGCCGAUCCGCAGCCAUGAGGGGACAGGGACCCGCCCGGGAGCGCCGCGGGCGAGUCUGCGACAUCAUCGCGACCCCCAACCGCCGCUCCGCCCGGGGAGAGCCGCCGCUCCGCUCGGUGUCCCUCAGCAGCAUCCCCGCGGGGACGCUCACCCCGCUGAAGCAGCUCCUGCCAGGCCCGGGCAGCGGCGCGGCCGCGGACAGCCGCGUGUCAGGCCCGCAGGUGGCGGGGACGGAGCGCCGGGCUGGCCCCGACUGCCGGGCUGGCCCCGACUGCCGGGCCGGCCCCGUCGCCGAGCGGCCGCCGAAGCGCCGCGCUCCGGAGCCGCCCGGGCAGGAGUCGCCGGCCAAGAUCUUCCAGCGGAUGAAGGCGCGGGCGGAGCAGCGGCGCAGGAUCCUCACCGAUGUGAUCCUGAGCCCCGCGGCCCGGCAGCAGUGGCCCGGCACGGCCCGGGGGGCGGGCAGCGCUCAGCCGGCACCAGAGCCAGUUUUGCCUCAGGCUCCCAGGAUGGAGCCCCUGGAAGUGCCCCCAGCAGAGCCUGCAGUGCUGGAAUCCCCCCAGAAGUUCUUCCUGCGGGUCAAGUGGCAGCUGCAGCAGCAGCACCAAGCUACGCCACCUUCAACCCAAACCCAGCAGAAUGUUCCUCCUUCCAGAAGUGCAGAGAAUCCUUCAGUCCAGGCUGCUUGUGCUGAGCAGCCAGGGACUGGGCCUGCAGGGGAGCUGGACUCUGAUAAGGAUGAUGUGGAUGUUUUCCUGGUGGAGUCUGUUGAGGUAGAUGCUGAUGGAGAAAUGUCUCAAAGAACAGUGGCUUCUCCUCUGCAAGUGAAAUCCAGCCCUUGGGAAAACGGGGAUCAGGCAAAGGGAAGGUGGGGAAAGGCAGAAGCAAAACGUCCAGAGCUUCCUGAGGACAGGAGAGAGCUGCAGCCCAGCAGAAAACCAGCUGCUCCAGCUGUGGAAAAGGCACCAGAGACCAAUCCUGCAAACCUCUCCCAGCCCUUCUGUAGCAUCUUGCUCUCCUCUCCAAUCCACAUUCCAAGGAAGCAGAAGCGGGCAGAAGACCCCAAGGUCCCUUUGGAUAAAGCUGCUGCUGAUCAACCUGCUGGCAAAGCACACAAAGAGAAAACCAUCUGCCUGAGCAGCUGGAGGAUUAAAGUGCUGGCUGGAAACACGGCAAUCUGUGUGGAAGGGAAAAGGAAGGACAUGAGGCAGCUGCUGUGGCACAGCAGCGCCGUCACGGAGCGCGUCACUCACAACCAGGUGCAGACCUCCUCGGGAGCUGUGUACCUGCUGCAGGGCAAGAUUGACUCAGCUGCCAUGAGGAAGGAAGGGUUCCCCUACCGCUUCAUCAAGAAGUUCACGUUCGGCUUCUCCAGAAGGUGGAAGGAGUACGUGGAGGAGUUUCUUGAGGAAAGGAGGAGGAAAGAGCGAGUUCAAGAGAGUGGAGGGGAGGAGAACGACUCCAUGGGGGGAACUGAUGUGUUGGAACCUGCAGGAGGCUCAGUGAGCAAAGCCAAGAAACCUGCACUGAGGAACUCCACCUAUGAGGCAUCACCAGAGAACCAUGAGAACAUCUUCAUAACACCAAGUCACACCUCCAGGAAUGACUCCAGCAUGGUCUACACCCGCAGCGGGCGCCUCGUCAAACCCCCCAUGAACUUCUGGUGUGGGCAGAGGGAGUUUGUGGAUCAGGAGCUGAAUGUCACCAUACAAGAUGGAUGGGUGGAUUAUCUGAACCUGAUGCCUAGUAGUGAAAAACCCAAAAGAAAGACCAGGUUCAUCUCCAAGAAUAAACCAAAGGAAGGCAUGAAGACAACAGAGGAAAUGCCAAAAAGCCAAAGUAAAGGGAGAAGCAGCGAGAGAGGAGCCGCUUGCAGAGGGGAGCCCAGGUCUGCCAGCAGCAGCAAGGGCAGGCAGCUCCUUUCGGAGGAGGAGGAGGAGAAUGAUCCUGGAAGCAGGGGCACAAAAACCAAACCAUCCCAGCUCCCUGCCAGGGGGGCUUCCUCCAAGCCCAAGGUGCCGGACAGACAGGGCAGCAGAGCCCCGGGGGCAGCAGAGAGAGCAGCAGGGUCUGCAGAGCUGAGCAUGUACGAGCAGGGCUACAGGAACUCCCUCAGGUCAGCCAAGCAGCGCCUCCCUGGAAAGGAGAGGGUUCUCCUCACCCAGCAGCCCUCAGAGGAUGAGGAGGAGCAGUCCAGUGAGGACACCCCACUGCUGAUCAGGAGGAAGAAGAAAUCUGUAUUGAAGCCAGAGUCUCAAAACCGGAAACCUUGCUCUGGCUCCAGAGGUUCCUGGGAUGAUGCAAACAAGUCCUGUGGCCAAAGAACAGCAAAGCCCUCCCAGAAUGUGCUGGUGAGGCUGAGUGGGCCCGAGUCCAGUGAGGAGUCCGAGCCCCCUCCUGAAGGGAAAACAUCCUCUGAGUCCAGUGCUUCCCUUGUGCCUGCCCGGGCCAGGAGGGCUCGGGGCAGAGCCAACCCUGCCAGGUACAGGCUCCGUUCUGACACCGAGCCCGAGGAAAUGCACAGCGAGGACAGCGAUGCCAGAGCACCCCAGAUAAAAACAAACCAUGCAGUCCCCAGCAGUGCCAGGCCUGCAGCAGCAAAACCCAGAGACACAAGGGGGCAGAAAUCUCUGGAACUCUUUCCAAGGGCGGGCGAUGGCUGGUCUGAGAAGGAAUUACAGAAGCUUCACAAGGCCAUCACAGCGUUCCCCAAGCACAGGAGCGGCUUCUGGCAGGAGGUGGCCAUGGCCGUGGGGUCCCGCUCGGCCCAGGAGUGCCAGGGGAAGUACCUGGAGGAGCAGCAGGGGAAAGCAAACAAACAGCAGCCCAGGAAAACCACGUCAGGAAAACCUGAGAAGAAAGGUCCUGCAGAUAAGAGGGAGCCAGUGAUCACUGCCAAGGUGGGCACCCUCAAACGGAAGCAGCAGAUGAGGGAGUUCCUGGAGCACCUGCCCAAGGACAACCACGACGACGUCUUCACUGCAACACCCCUCCAGAAGAGGAGGGUCCAGCUGCCAGCACUGCGAGGGAGCCAGGACGGGGACACCGAGGAUUUCGCCCUCUCCGAGCUCCCGCUCACGCCCUCCUCAGGCCUCUUUCCCCCUGUGAAAACCCCACAGUGUGAGCACAUCAGCCCGGGAAUGCUGGUCCCCAUCAACAGGAAUGACUACGACCGGCACGUGUUCCGCAUGCAGAAGAACACCCAGGGCAGCCGAGGCACCUGGGACAAGGUCAAGAAGAAGUCGGCUGGAGCUGUGCACGAGACACCGGCUUCCUGCAGAACCAAGAGAGUGACCCCGGCCCCAGUGGUGGGGAAGCUCUUCACGGCUGAGACUCCAAACUCAUCCAGUGAGGAGCAGGAUUCCUACUUUUCCAUGUGAUGGACUCUGGAUGUCUUGUUCAGUAUUUCCCACUUUUCCAUGUGAUGGACUCUGUGGAUGUCUUGUUCAGCACUUGCUGUUCAGAGCAUGGGGGUUCUGCUGCCCCUCUGGAGGGAAUACUGGAAUGAUUUUAGUUUGGAAAAGCUGCCCUGCUAUGGUUUUAUGUGUUUUUAUUCCAUUCCCACCCUCCUACCAAUGCUUGGCUUUUCCAUGUGUACCAAGUGGCAUUUCCGUGUCCAGGCUCCUCCCCUCCAUGUCCUGCUUCUCCUGGGAAGGAGAAAUGUACAUAGAUACCAAUGACUGCCAAGUUUUGAUUCAUUUUAAGCUAAAAUAUCUUCUGGGAUAUGGUUGUAUAAUAAAUUUAGCAGCAGUCCAGAAGGAACUGAAAUUGCUUUUUAAUUUACUCUAGGGCCAGCUUGAAUUUUUACAUUUCCUUAAUGUAAUAAAUAAAGAGAAGCUUUUUUUUACUCA
Molecule: messenger RNA, 3912 nt
Organism: Agelaius phoeniceus (red-winged blackbird)
Lineage: Eukaryota; Metazoa; Chordata; Aves; Passeriformes; Icteridae
Gene: MIS18BP1
Product: MIS18 binding protein 1
Cellular component (GO): chromosome, centromeric region
Source: RefSeq, a predicted model, not a curated record